GGCUUGUGGGGACCAGCCGGAAUCCACAGGCUUCUCUUCUUAUUCUUCAAUCCUCUGUUAGAAACCAAACCCGACACAGGCAUCAGAAGAUGGAGGAUGAAAAUGGUUACGCUAUCAUGACGAAGAGGAUAAUCUCAACCCAGCCAUCUCAGCACCGGAGCCAAGGCUCUCCUCCCGUCUUCGACGGUUAUAAAGUUGCUGUGGGAGUUCUAGGGGCUGUGUGUGUCCUCCUGGUGUUGGCUGUGAUUGCUCAGCAUGUCUGGGGUUUCCAGGCUGGACAGGCCAGUUGCAGCGGCAAAUGCGACAUCCAGCAGGAGGCCUUCAUAUCUCGUCUCAGGCAGAGUCUGUGUGACCCAGCCCGGAGCGGCCCUGCAGUGGGAGCCAGGUGCGCACUCUGCCCCAAGGACUGGCAGGCGCACAAGGGAAAGUGCUACUGGGAUUCUAAAAGGAGCCAGAUUUGGAAUGCGAGCCAGAAGGACUGUGAAUUGAGGAAUUCACAAAUGCUCGUGAUCCAGGACCAAGAGGAGAUGGAUUUCAUAAACACUAUCACAGACGGUACAAACCACAUCUGGAUCGGCCUGAACAACACAUCCCACACUGGAAACUGGACCUGGGUGGACGGCUCCCCUUUAAAUCAAACAUUGUUCCCGGUCUCGGGUCCUGUUGCAUCCAACAGCUGCGGGGUGGUAAAGGGGAACCGGAUCAACUCGGAAACCUGCAGCGCCGAAUUCAAGUGGAUUUGCCAGAAAGACGCUGUCACGGUGUGAAGAAAUGAGAACGUCAGUGCCCAGGAAAGCGCUCCUGCCCCAUGAGGAUGAAUUCAAAGGUCUUUAUAUAGAGACUCUGCCCUCUUCCUCUAAGCUGAUGCGGCGCAACAGUUGCCAAAAUAAGGGAAUUUGAGUCCUUGAUCUAGUCCCUUUGUUCCCUAGUGCUGCUGGGAGCAGUGUGUGUGUGUGUGUCUGUCUGUGUGCAUGUGUCUGUGUGCGGAUGCCCAGUGGCUAGAGAGGAAACCAGGAAAGGUGUAUUCUAUUCCUGGCUUGGUCACGUGACCUGGAGCAAAUCCCUUUCUUGUGCCGUGCCUCAGUUUCUCCACCUAUACAAUGUUGUAAUGACACUGAACUCUGUGAUGUGCUUUGAGAGCUCUGGGGGCAAAAUGAUUAGAUGGGAGUCCCGAGCUCGCACGCCUUAGGACGAGCAAGUGAUGGUGGAUGUACUGGCUGUGUCUACACCACAUCUGGGAGCGAGCGGCCCAGAAGAGGGUCCAUGGACUUAUGCUAAAAAUAGCUCUGUAGAUGGUGCAGUUGGGGCUGGGGUUGGGGCUGCAGCGAAGAUGAGACUAUUUUUAGCAUGUUUGUGUACCCAAGCUGAGACUCUCACUCCCCGCUGCACUGUGGACAUACCCUCAGGAAGCCCCUGCUCCCCGGCAGGAGCGCUGGGGGGAGCGAGGGGCACUGCAGGCUGAAGGGGUGGAGAGAGGCCCCAACAGUGCCACUAAUCCCUAAUUUGCCUGUUUCUGGGGACUGGAGGAAUGCAAGGAGUCGCUGGUGCCCAGCCUCCACAAGCUAUGAAGGGCAUGAUGGCCCCAGUAGCCAUAUAGAUUAAAAAAAGCCCCACUCCUUAACCCAGUACCUACAGCAAAGCUUGGCAGUCUUCAAGUUGUAAUUUCCAUGCAUAACACUGGUUUCGUUUUAAGCAUUUUUUUUUCUAUUUGUGUCUAUUUAAAUGUUCAUAUUUCUGGAAAGUUGGGGGAGGUUCAGCCAAUG
Messenger RNA from Mauremys mutica (yellowpond turtle), 1763 nucleotides. RefSeq names its product killer cell lectin-like receptor subfamily F member 1. The transcript is spliced from 6 exons. Bases 90 to 767 code for a protein of 225 amino acids. Lineage: Eukaryota; Metazoa; Chordata; Testudines; Geoemydidae. The record is from RefSeq and is a predicted model, not a curated record.